AUGGCCCACUCUGAGCAGUCCAUUGUCGAGAUGGGAAUUAAAAAAGAUUUGGAUUACAUCAUAGACGAUCUUAAAACGAAUCCCCAGGGCGAGAGGAAGACCCAAAAAACAGUACGUGGAGUGACCAGCACAUCAGUAAUACGGCACAAUGUUGGUAGUGUUGGAGGAGGUCAGUCAACGACAAGAAAGAGCAGAAACCCAUGCCGACUCAAUGCCAAGGAACUUAACUCCCUGGAAAGCAAAGCAACUGCAGCUUUACAUGUCAUCCGACAAGCUUCAAUCUCCAUGGAGCAACUCCAGAAAUCCCGCAUGCCGUCUCACCCAUCAGAUUCACCCAUGACUGUGUCUUCUUUGUCCCCAAAUCCGAAACGUAAUGUCUUGAGAGAUUUUUCCCCCUCCGCUGCAGACUCAGCAUCGUCACCAACAUUGUCGAGAAAGAAGAAGCACUGCCACAGUAUAGCAGAGAAACGGAUAAGCAAGAAGGGAAAGAAAUCGAAGUCCAACCAUGAGGACAGGUAUAUUUUCAAAGAAGAUGAGGACUGGAUACAAGGAAUAGAGGUCCGACGAGCAAGCCCACAUCGUGCCCUCGUGUCCUCUGUCAGCGAAUCUGUGAGCCCAGACUUUGGACGACGAAGGAGCAGGCACAUCGAUGAUCUUCUGAGCAGUAACUCACCCCUGGAAACUCAAAAAGUUACCUCCAAACUAAAGUCAAAAAGUCUGAAAUCAAAGAGGACCCUUGACAGAGUUACCUUAAAACCAAGAUCUGGACUUGAAAAGUCGCCAACGGAAUCGGACCCGGAAAGCAACAUGAAAGCCAAUUCGGCAGAAAAAUCCGAGAAAGAACUCCAACAGCUCGAUGCAAAACUAGACAUCACCGUGCAAAAAUCAGCAGAACCAACGUGUAACAACUCAAGAGGUACUCGGACAACCUUGGAUAACGAGGAUAGUGCCAGUGGUGAAAACAAAAUCAUUACUUGUACUUUAGACUUCUUAGUCUCCCAGAAAGAGGUUGAAGACUUGAGGAAGGAAAAUGAAUCUCUGAAGAAACAGCUAGAAGAAGCUGCCGACUGGGAAAUGCAGGUGAUGAGAGCAUACAAGACACUAGCAGAAAAGCACCACCAUGCAAGUAGAAGUGAGGAGGCACUAGUUGGGAAUCACAUCAUUCAAGAGGUACCGAGUAGACAACCACAUGCCAGUUGUGUGACAGACCAUGCUGACUUCGAGUUAUUACAUCAAACAGCAUCCAACCUGCAAGGAACUGGGAAACCCGACCACCAUGGCAGUGCAAGCCCCAUUUCAGACGAUGAAAAACAGUUAGAUCCUGAACUUUCCACUCCGCUGGAUAUUUCUUCCGAUCCUCUUAUGAUCCGCCGUGAUCACAAGCAAGAAAAUGGAGCUUGGGGUGUCUCUGCCUCAAAGCCAAGGGAUACUCCUUUGAAACCAAAUCUCGUAAAAAGCCAGAGUUCGCCACUGGAAUACAAAAUGGCGUCGUCCACCUUUCCACCGCUUUCAAGAAAGCACACCACUUCCAUUACAACAAAACAACCAGUUAAUGACUGUGGGUAUCGUGUAGUGUCAGCAGUGCGGGUUAAUGUGGAGGAAGAUAAGCUCUCUGACGUGUCCUCAAUUUAUGAACAAUUUGAAAUAAGUGGUGACCGGCAUGACAUGCGAUUUCCCUGGCAACACGACGUAUAUGUCCAGUGUGAUCCCAUGGAAACACGGGAUGUCAGCAUCCAGACAGAUUUUGAACCUUGUAGUGAGUGUCAACUCAGGGGAUUCUCCAACUCUUCGGACUUGAGCGAGUUAGACUUGGCUAGUAACUGCAGCUUUGAUAUGCGCACACGAAGCUCGGUUAUCUCAUCUUCUCGCCGCCCGACCGGCAAAGCGAAGCCGAAAUUACAGAGGCAGAAUUUUAGCCUUGACCUUAAUGAUUACCCGGAAUUUUUUAAUAGCAGUCUCCAGGUGAAUGGAACCGUACCUUCUGGCACACCUCAACGACCCUUCAGGAGUCGUACCUGUAGAAUCUCUUCCUUGCGUCCUUUAUCGGACUCGGAUAUCAGUCGACGCUUGGGAGAAAACGUCUUGGGGCAGCACAAGAUUUUUCAGAGACGCAAGAAUGCCGACGUCGCUUCUACUAAGAGUGGAAUCACUAUGCAUCUGACAAUAGAUACGAGUGAACGAGACUCCUUACCCUGUUCCCCGUGCCCAUCACCCAUUCCACAGGAAUUUGAAAAUUCACUGCACUUCAAAUCAAGGCCGAAGGUCAUAGUAACUCACCACGAUGACCCUGCGUAUGAUGUACAAUCACUCAGAAGUAGCAGCAAUGGUUCCCAGGACUCUCUGACCAGCGAGAGUAGUUCUUUAAGAGUCCCGUCACCGGAGUUUCUGCAAAGUAAGGCGGUAUUCAAGAAAGACAACUCGAUUGUUUCUGGUAGUAGUGACACUGAAGACAAUGAACCGUCAUCGCUGCCACCAACUUCAAGAAUCCACCAGCGACGAGGGGCUGUCAUCUCACAAAUUCCUCCAAACAGCUCAGACUGCGGAGACGAGGAUGGAGGCGGAAGUGGCAUAAGCUGUUUGCAUGAUUCAGGUCAGGGCGGUACAAACUCACCACCUCAUCAUGGAGACCUACUCUUCCCACCAAACUUUGGAAACGAACAUAGGUGUAGCAUCAUGAGUACAGCCAGCUCAACGCUUGCAUCCGUAGCUGCCGUGCAUUUACAUGAUUUCAUAGAAGCCAGUGCAACAGCAGGCUUUGACAGUAACGAUCUAGAGCAAGACAAUAACGACAGUGCUGAAAACAAAAAGAAGCUGCAUGCUCUCUUUAAGAAGAAAUUUGGAAAAGACAAAGACAAGAGUAUGAUUGAUGACAUCACUACCGUUUUUACGAAUUUUAAAAUUCGGGACCAGGAUGACUUGGAAUUUUCAACAUAUAAAGACAAGCAUUGGCGGGAUGUAAUCAUGGAGAUCGAAAACAAUAACUCUAACCACACGGUUUACUCCCCACCACAAGAUGAGGUGAAACGUAGGGACAAGGUCUGGGAACUAUUUCGCAGCGAAUGCGUCUACCUCAUUGAGCACAUCCUAGUCUUAAAAAAUGUGUUUCAGGAACCUCUUCGCGCCUUGCAGUGCGAGGGAUACCUGAUGUACAUCGAGCCUGCUAAAAUUUUCGCCAAUUUAGACGAACUGAGCCAGGUCAGUGCCUCCUUUUGCCGGGAUCUCAUCCGAAUGCUACUGGCCAAAGCAAGUAGAACAGAAAUUUGCCAUACAGAUGCAGUAGUCUCUGCCUUUUCAAUGUUCGGUAACCGCGUGUGUCCAGCCUAUCAGAGGUACUGCAUGAAUUACUCCGCGGCUCUGCACUACAUUGAAAACCUCAAGAAGCACGAGGACUUUGUUGAAUUUGUGAAGCUUUGCGAACAGGAUACACGAUGCAAAAGAUUGCAACUCGCUGACCUCAUGGUGGCACCAAUUCAACAUGUGACCAAGUACCCCUUGCUGCUGAAAGACAUUCGGGAACGCACAAAUGACCUCACCGAGCGCGCAAGCUUGAAUGCAACGCUGCAGGCUGUCGAAGUUGCACUGAAUGAACUAGAUGGCAAGGUUAAAUGGCUAGGAAACUUCGAGAGAUUGCGAGAGUUGCAGCAAAUGAUAACGUGGCCCCAAGUUGAAGAACUUGACCCCAAAGUGUCUGUACCAGAGUUCUUGAAGGAUGUGGUAGCCAAGAUGUCAAAAAGUAAUUUGCUGGCAAGUACAAAACGGACACUUCUACAUGAGGGGCCUCUGACAUUGAUCGAUGGAACAAAGUCCUCGGACAUGUAUGUCUUUCUCUUUGAUGACAUGCUGCUUAUCAGUAAAAUCCGAAAGAAUAACGUCAAGAAAAAGUCGCUUCCAGACGGCGUAACCAUCGCUGCCACGCCCCCUGUCCCGCGUAAAAAGGACGGCUUUUCGUUCACUGUCUACAGACCGCCAAUCCCCCUAGACAGAGUUUCUGUGGUUGAGAUAGAAAGUAAACGGGCAGCAGCAAGUGGACUCAAACACGGAUUUGUCCUUCUACAAAGCAGCAGAUACCAGCAGUUUGCGGGAGCUUACACAUUAGCAGCCAGUGACGACAAUAGCAAGCAAAUUUGGCUAACACAUUUGAAAAAUGCUCGGGAGAAGUGGAUCCAGAUGCUGCGUAAUAAUGAGGGUGAUGACUUCGCCAACGACGACAUUCGACGAGACAGGAAGCGGACUCUGUGAAAGAAAGCUUGUGGCAACAGAGUUCUGCAAGAUGUUUUACCACGAGGUUACGUUUUCUGUUCAGAUUGCCGUCUUCUAAGAUUUUAAUUUGACUGUUCCAUUAUCAUAUCGACAAUGCUCAUAAGAGAUGCCUAACAAGCAGUAUUGAUGCCAGUCAAUCAAUGCCUUAUUUCUAAUAAUGAAAGAAAUAGGUUAGAAAAGAUAACCACAGUUUUACAACUCCAAAAAGACAUUGUUUCUCAGCUGAAUUUGCCUUCUUCAGGUCUUCAUUUUGAGAAGAUCAUUUUAGCAAUAGAACACAAUGUCCAUAUGAUUUUUACGUUAAGGUGCGCGUGUCCACGCCAGCAGACGGAUAUUUGGCUGUAAUUAAAUCAUAAUGAAUGUUGAACUUGAAAUGUUUCAGGACAACAUAAACUGAUUUUUACUUUUUUUCAUCAUCAGCGUGAUUUUUGUUUUCCUUCAGAGAGGAACGUGGUAAAUAUUCAUUGUGGGUUUAAUUUUGGAGACCGACAACUCGAAACACUAUUUGAUUGUUAAUAACACAUGUCUUUGUUAUAACUGAUAAAUUCAAGCCUAACCAUAAUUGCGCCGGUUACUCGUUUACUUUCCAGGCUGAGUACUGUCUUGCUUUAUAGGUAUGUCAAUAUACUGAGGGGAAAACCUUAAAGGACUAAAGUUAAGAAAGACAAAACCUUUUGUAGUUACGGCUAAUUCUUCACAUGCAUCAGGAGACGAAGCAGGGUGUGAAAAUUUAUCCCUUUCUUGAAUAUUAGUUUGUCUUUAAAGGUAUUAUCCCUUUAUUACACACCUAUUGUGUUUAUAGAAGACUAAAAUGGCUGUGUACAUCUUCACAUUAUAGAAAAAUUGAAUUUUCCCUGGUCAAACUAAAUUAAUAUUGUUUUCAAAUGACACCCAAGGAGCGAUAGGGGUCUAUUAUUGAAUUCAUUUCAAUUUAGUAGCCAUUUUGCCAUUUUAGAACUUUUCCCUUUAAUAGGGCAAAUUUGAAAGUGUUAACGGGUGAAUAAGGCGGAAGUCGUCUUUCACGUCAAGUGCUGAGAACGUAAGGGCCAACACUAACGGCGUAUUAUCGUGCAACUUGAAAACCAAAAAUGAAACUCGGGUCUUAAAAUAAUACAAAUAUACUUCGGCUUUUGAAUCAUGAAUUCUGAACAGAGACACAGGAGACAAAUGUUUUUAACUGUGAGCGUUUAAUAAUUCACUUGGUAACAAUGAAAACAUCCGAUGCUCGUCAUACUACAUCAAAGUUAACAGUAGCGCUUGGGGUAGAUUUUGGUAAGCUGGCACACUUACCUUUCAAGACUAUAACUGCUCAACUCGGUAUUGACUAUAAAAUUCUUAAAUAUUCAAAUAAAAUGCAUUAGUAGUCGAGUUAUUUAACCACUUGAAAAUAAACUCAAUGUGACUAAGUUAUUCCACCUACACUAAAAGCCUAAGUGGGGCUCUUCGUAAUUCAUCACUCAAAUCGUUGGAAUUCGAUUUAGCAUUUAAUUCAAUUUAUUUUUAGUUUUCACUUUCCACGUGCCUGUAUUUCUCAAAGUGCCUAAGGCUUCAUCUCACUCUCAUGAAUAAGGUCGCUGGUAUACUAUGUCCGCAUCUUCAUCUGAGUGCUGUCCCACUUACCCAGUUGUUUUUGCUAAGACGUGUUGAAUAAUUACUGAAUGCUAUUACUCGCUCUAUAUAAAUUUACCGUUUGAGCAAUUGCCUAGCUUUAUUCGUGUGUGCACAAGCUUUCUUAAUUGUCGCUUUUAAUUCUAUGGUUCUCACAUAUUUGGCUUAGAUAAAGAAAUUGCUUGUCGAGUGUUCGCAUAUGAGAUGAUGCAAAGUGUUCUAUAAAUAAUUAUAUUUUUUCUGAAUAAUCUGUAUUUCCAGAAUUGUUAAUUAAGUGAAGAAAACUAUUUAAAAAAUCUGUUAGUAUGAAUUUCCUGACUUUAACCAAGUUUUCAAAAUACAUAAUGUAGCCAUCAAUCAACGUUUGCCAUUCAAAUUGAUCAAGCCCUGUGUUGUCCAUUGUUCUACCAACGAAUUCAUUCCCAACCAUCUUGGGUGAACGUAUGAACUAAAAACUUCAAAUUCCCACUGGCAAAAUUACCGUCAUGCUUCAAAAGUGGACAACCCCAUUUUCUCAUUUAU
Messenger RNA from Acanthaster planci (crown-of-thorns starfish), 6390 nucleotides. RefSeq lists its product as uncharacterized. Lineage: Eukaryota; Metazoa; Echinodermata; Asteroidea; Valvatida; Acanthasteridae. Gene Ontology annotation, molecular function: guanyl-nucleotide exchange factor activity. Gene Ontology annotation, biological process: Rho protein signal transduction. The record is from RefSeq and is a predicted model, not a curated record.